CUCGCGCGCUCUCGGGGCCGCGACCGCAGCGGCCCCGCCACUCCCCCCCCCGGCGCCCGGGGUCGGCGGCCCAACAGCAGGGGGCGCCCUCAUGGGAGGGGGCGGGGGCGGGGCGGAGCUCCCGUGCCCCGGACCAAGGCGGGCGGCGGACGAGGCGACUGAGGAGGAGGAGGAGGAGGCAGAGGCAGCGGCGUCCCGGUCCUUAACCCUGUCCCGGUCCCGCGGCGGCCCGAGGAGUGAGAAGGGCCCUCGGCGCCAUGAAGCUGCGGGUCCGCAUCCGGAAGCGGACGGCGCCGCUGGAGCUGCCGGGCGCGGAACCGACGCUCGGGGAGCUGCGCGCGCACCUGCGCCAGGCCCUGCUCCCCGCCUGGGGCUACAGUUCUGACACCCAGUUUGAAGUGACACUGAACAGCAAGGAUGCCCUCACUGAAGAUGAAAAGACCUUGGCUUCCUAUGGGGUCGUUUCUGGGGACUUGAUCUGUUUGAUCCUUGAAGAGGCCACGGAGGGAUCUCCCAUAGCUCCACCUUCAAAUGCAGCACAUUCCUCGUUCCCGAGUAAUCACAAUCGGCCCUCUUUGGCCACCAGCCAGAGUCAGUCCAGCCGGCAGGGUGAAGAGCCAGAUGACGCCCGUCCUCCUCAGGCAGCCCGGCCUGCUGUCCAGGGGGCAGAUAGCACGCCAGGAUCUGGUCUAGAUUUUGAUUCUGGGUUAAUUCAGGAGGAUGUGGAGAUGGAAGAGGGCACAGGCUCCUACCCCACGGAACCGAUGCUGUGCAGUGAAGCUGUGGAUGGCCAGGUGCCACACUCCUUGGAGACGCUGUACCACUCAGCUGAAUGCAGCAAUGCCAACGAUGCCCUGAUCGUUCUAGUGCAUCUUCUGAUGUUGGAGUCUGGCUACACCCCCUUGGGGACUGAAGCAAAGGCCGUGUCCAUGCCCGAGAAGUGGCGCUCAGGAGGCGUCUAUAAGCUGCAGUAUACGCAUCCGCUCUGUGAGGAUGGCACCGCUGCCCUCACCUGCGUGCCUCUGGGGAGCCUCGUCGUCAUCAAUGCUACAUUGAAAAUCAACAGUGAGAUUAAGAGUGUGAAAAGAUUACAGCUGUUGCCAGAGUCUUUUAUUUGCCCCCAUGAACAAGCUGAGGAAAACGUGGCCUGCAAAUACAAAGACCUCCAGAAGCUGUCUCGCCUUUUUAAAGACCAGCUGGUCUACCCUCUUCUGGCUUUUGCCCGACAAGCUUUAAAUCUGCCCGAUGUGUUCGGUUUAGUCGUCCUUCCGUUGGAAUUAAAACUGCGGAUUUUCCGGCUCUUAGACGUCCGUUCAGUCCUGUCUCUGUCUGCAGUUUGUCGUGACCUGUUCAUUGCUUCCAACGACCAGCUCCUGUGGAGGUUUAUGUACUUACGGGAUUUUCGAGAUUGUGCUGUUAGACCUCGGGACACCGAUUGGAAAGAACUCUACAGGAAGCAAAAACAGAGGAGAGAUGCCCUGAGAUGGAGACACAUCAUGUACCUGCCCCAGCCCAGUCCCUUCUACCCCGGCCCCUUCCCCUCCGGCCCCUUCCCCUCUGGCCCCUUCCCCCCCAACCCCAUAUAUCCCCCAGGGAUCAUUGGUGGUGAAUUUGACGAGAGACCGAUGCUUCCUUAUGUUGGGGACCCAAUCAAUUCCCUCAUCCCUGGCCAACACCCAGAAACACCGGGCCAGUUCUCUCCGUUCCGACCUCAUUUUGAUCCAAUGGGCCCAUUUCCGGGGCCCAAUCCUGUCCUGCCAGGGCGAGGUGGCCCCAGCGACCGGUUUCCCUUCAGGCCCAGCCGUGGUCGGCCAACUGACAUCCGCCUCUCCUUCAUUUGAUGUUUUUUAAGCCCAUUUGAGCUUGCUUUAGGUUGUUUUAUUUUCCCCUUAAAACAACAGUGUCAUCUCCUUGGGGCUGCAUAUCCUUAGUGUUUUAUCGUGGUUGUGCACCCCUGGGCCCUUUGAUUAGGCCUGCCUCAAGUUCCCUAUGGGGAGCGCUCUUGGAUUACCGGAUUGCUGAAGGUUCCUUGAGAAAGGGGAGCAACUUAAGAAGAAGAGGCAGCCGGGGCUCCCUGUUCUCUCUUCCCCAUUCUCAGGACGGUGUCGAAGUUACAAUGUGCUACAUCAGAUAGAUGGCUUAACAUGCAAAGUAACACGUCCGCUCUGACUUUUCUUACAGAAAUAUGUAUAAUAAAUAUUUAGGAAACCUUCCCAA
Molecule: messenger RNA, 2217 nt
Organism: Dromiciops gliroides (monito del monte)
Lineage: Eukaryota; Metazoa; Chordata; Mammalia; Microbiotheria; Microbiotheriidae
Gene: FBXO7
Product: F-box protein 7
Exons: 9
Coding region: 258-1841 (527 amino acids)
Biological process (GO): autophagy of mitochondrion; positive regulation of autophagy of mitochondrion
Molecular function (GO): protein kinase binding
Source: RefSeq, a predicted model, not a curated record